CGGCGCGGAAGAUGGCCGGCGGCGUGGACGGCCCCAUCGGGAUCCCGUUCCCCGACCACAGCAGUGACAUCCUGAGCGGGCUGAACGAGCAGCGGACGCAGGGGCUGCUGUGCGACGUGGUGAUCCUGGUGGAGGGCCGAGAGUUCCCCACGCACCGCUCCGUGCUGGCCGCCUGCAGCCAGUACUUCAAGAAGCUGUUCACGUCGGGCGCUGUGGUGGACCAGCAGAACGUGUACGAGAUCGACUUCGUCAGCGCCGAGGCGCUCACCGCGCUCAUGGACUUCGCCUACACGGCCACGCUCACCGUCAGCACGGCCAACGUGGGCGACAUCCUCAGUGCCGCCCGCCUGCUGGAGAUCCCCGCCGUGAGCCACGUGUGCGCCGACCUCCUGGACCGGCAGAUCCUGGCGGCCGACGCGGGCACCGACGCUGGGCAGCUGGACCUGGUGGAUCAAAUGGAUCAGCGCAACCUCCUCCGCGCCAAGGAGUACCUCGAGUUCUUCCAGAGCAACCCCAUGAACAGCCUGCCCCCCACGGCCACCGCCACCAACUUCCCAUGGUCUGCCUUUGGCACGUCUGAUGAUGACCUGGAUGCCACCAAAGAGGCUGUGGCCGCCGCUGUGGCUGCCGUGGCCGCCGGUGAUUGCAACGGCUUGGAUUUCUACGGGCCGGGCCCCCCAGCCGAGCGUCCCCCGACGGGGGAUGGGGAUGAGGGCGACAGCAACCCAGGUCUCUGGCCAGAGAGGGAUGAGGAUGCCCCCGCCGGGGGUCUCUUCCCGCCCCCGGUGGCCCCACCAGCCACCACCCAGAAUGGCCACUACGGCCGGGGCGGGGAGGAGGAGGUGGCCUCACUGUCGGAAGCAGCCCCCGAGCCAGGUGACUCGCCAGGCUUCCUGUCGGGCGCAGCCGAGGGCGAGGACGGGGACGGGCCUGAAGUGGACGGGCUGGCGGCCAGCACGCUGCUGCAGCAGAUGAUGUCGUCGGUGGGCCGGGCGGGGGCCGCGGCGGCGGGGGACAGCGACGAGGAGUCGCGGGCGGACGACAAGGGCGUCAUGGACUACUAUCUGAAGUACUUCAGCGGCGCCCACGACGGCGACGUCUACCCAGCUUGGUCGCAGAAGGUGGAGAAAAAGAUCCGCGCCAAGGCCUUCCAGAAGUGCCCCAUCUGCGAGAAGGUGAUCCAGGGCGCGGGCAAGCUGCCGCGGCACAUCCGCACCCACACGGGCGAGAAGCCCUACGAGUGCAACAUUUGCAAGGUCCGCUUCACCAGGCAGGACAAGCUCAAGGUGCACAUGCGGAAGCACACGGGCGAGAAGCCAUACCUGUGCCAGCAGUGCGGGGCCGCCUUCGCGCACAACUACGACCUGAAGAACCACAUGCGUGUGCACACGGGCCUGCGCCCCUACCAGUGCGACAGCUGCUGCAAGACCUUCGUCCGCUCCGACCACCUGCACAGACACCUCAAGAAGGACGGCUGCAACGGCGUCCCCUCGCGUCGCGGCCGCAAGCCCCGCGUCCGGGGUGGGGGGCCCGACCCCAGCACGGGGANCCAUCUCCUGGCCGGAAGCCCCCACAGCUGCUGGACCCCUGAGGCCAAGGGCCUGGCUGAGGGCCCUGGAGAGGCAGAGCGGAGGGGCCAGGAGCGCCCCCGGGCUGGGCUGGGGCCUGGAGGGUGGCCCCCAGCCCAGUCCUGUUGGAAGAGCGAGGCUCCCAGGGGAGGGGGCACCAGGCGAGCCUCAUACCCGUUGGAUAAACCCAAGAGCAAGAAGAAGGGAGAGGAACCAGCCCACGUCAAGAGACAAGCGGCCAGAGUCCUUGCUGCCCCUCGGGAAGUGGCCGCCCUCCCUGCCCCGCUGGCCGGAGUGCUGGCGGCCGUGACGGUGGCAACUGUGGACAUCUGUGCUGUUCCGUAG
Messenger RNA from Galeopterus variegatus (Sunda flying lemur), 1913 nucleotides. RefSeq names its product zinc finger and BTB domain containing 7A (gene ZBTB7A). The coding region runs from base 12 to 1913 and encodes 633 amino acids. Gene Ontology annotation, biological process: regulation of transcription by RNA polymerase II. Gene Ontology annotation, molecular function: RNA polymerase II cis-regulatory region sequence-specific DNA binding; protein binding; DNA-binding transcription factor activity, RNA polymerase II-specific. The record is from RefSeq and is a predicted model, not a curated record. The transcript has 3 exons. Lineage: Eukaryota; Metazoa; Chordata; Mammalia; Dermoptera; Cynocephalidae.